AUGGGUGGUAAGGGUAAAAAGAAGAAUAAAGGAAAAAAAGCAGCAGCUGCAGGAGACGAAGAUGGAGGUGAGAAUGGAGAAACAAGUGGAUCUACGAAGAAAGGAAAAGGUAAAGGAAAGAAAGGAAAAGCUGGAAAAUCAUCCAAAUUUCAAGGUGACAUCUUCAGUGAAGCAGCAAUGGAGAACGCUUAUUAUAUUUGUCACAAUCUAAUGGAUGCCUUAAAAGCUCGCGGCUUCGCUUGGCCUGAAUCGCAAAAGAAGAAAAAGAAGGGAAAGAAAUAA
Clunio marinus is the source of this 282-nucleotide messenger RNA. Lineage: Eukaryota; Metazoa; Arthropoda; Insecta; Diptera; Chironomidae. The record is from the annotation of a GenBank genome assembly.